AUGCACGGUCACCCAAUGCGCCUCAUGGAAAGGCGUUGGUAUCCAAAAACCUAUAACUAUACAGCUGCCGGUGGGUCCCAAAUAGUGAGUGGCUAUAUGGGCAGAGCCUUCGCUGAGUAUGCACGCGUUUUCAAUGUCACGCUGGAGUAUCCAUUUGCUAAUCCGAAAAGACCGCUUUAUCAUUUUGAAGUACGCGGCGCUCUUAAAAAUGGCAGCGCAGAUGUUGGCUUACUUUCCCGUAUCGAAGUUGAUGAUAUUAAAUUGAGGUCAACAAUAGUUCUGCACCGUUCAGACAUUUGCUUGAUGGUACCCCUUGAAAAACCAUUGCCGCCAUUUGCUUUUUUUAGCCAAAUAAUGGAUACCUAUGUCACUUACAUGCUCUGCUUCAGCUUGAUACUAAUCUCGUGCGUUUGGGCUGUCGUGUCCCGCUGGAAGGAUCAGCGGCAGCCAUUAUUCAUCGAAUAUUUUAUAAAUAUCUCGGUCCUACAGGGACUAUUGGGUAUGACAUUUUGGUUGAAAAGGCAACUUUCAAGGAGUCAGAAGUAUAUUUGCAUUACCAUUUCAUUUGCGGGUAUCAUAUUUGGUACCGCCUACAAUGCAUACUUACAAAGUUUUACUGUAAACGCACCCUUAGAACCGGAAAUGAAAACUAUUGAGGACGUCCUAAAUCGUGGCAUUAAGAUAGCUGUGGGCACAAGCGAUAUAUAUUGGAUAAGCCACUAUACAAAUAUGUCUAUGUAUAUUAAGAACUUAACAAUUUUUACCAACUACACAGAGAUGUUAUUGUUGCGGAACUCAUUUGACACACGCUAUGCAUUUGUGGUCUCUGAUAUGUGGUCCAUAUACAACGAGCAACAGAAAUACUUCUUAAAGCCUAAAUUUCGCACUUCUGAUAUUUGCAUUGAAAAGGAUGCGCAAUUGGUGUUGCCUUUGCCGGUAAAUUCGGUUUAUCGCGCAACUUUGAACAAAUUAUUUUUGACACUGCAGGAAGCUGGGCUUAUAAACUUUUGGCUACGUCACAGCUUUGUAGAGUUGACGGCGAUGAAAGUAAUUAAAUUGGAGGAUUCCAAUAAAAAGCCUGGUUUCGAGCCAAUGAAGUUGGAGGACUUGCGCAUGAUAUUCAUUGGAAUGAGUAUAUUGAUGUCGUUGAGUAUAUUCGUUUUCGUAUUGGAACUCUGCUGGGAGAAAAUUAGAAAAUUUGGACGUUCAACUGUUUCUGCUCUAAAAUUAAUUUGGAAUUUGGUGAAAAUUCCAUAUUGA
This is a messenger RNA of Rhagoletis zephyria (snowberry fruit fly), 1260 nucleotides long. RefSeq lists its product as uncharacterized. The record is from RefSeq and is a predicted model, not a curated record. NCBI's taxonomy places the organism in Eukaryota, Metazoa, Arthropoda, Insecta, Diptera, Tephritidae.